Messenger RNA from Anguilla rostrata (American eel), 4280 nucleotides. RefSeq names its product siah E3 ubiquitin protein ligase 1 (gene siah1). Bases 1788 to 2792 code for a protein of 334 amino acids. Gene Ontology annotation, molecular function: ubiquitin conjugating enzyme binding; zinc ion binding; ubiquitin protein ligase activity. The transcript is spliced from 3 exons. Gene Ontology annotation, biological process: proteasome-mediated ubiquitin-dependent protein catabolic process; multicellular organism development. Lineage: Eukaryota; Metazoa; Chordata; Actinopteri; Anguilliformes; Anguillidae. The record is from RefSeq and is a predicted model, not a curated record. Gene Ontology annotation, cellular component: cytoplasm.
GCGUGCGUGUCUGCGGUGGGGGUGAGAGGGUUAUUUGAGAGAACACGCAGGGAGGGGCUGUGUUUUUAGUAAUCACAGGUGGUGCUUGGGGCCUUCUGUUCGCUCCCAGGGCUCACGCUGUUGACAGCCGCGCUUCCAGUGGCCUUUACAGCGCCUUUUUAUUGGGCAUUGUAGGAGGAUUCCGAGCGGAGCGUGCAAGCGCUACUGCAGGCCAAUUCAAAAGCCAUAAGUCUCCAGCCCCUCUCUCUCUCUCUCUCUCUCUCUCUCUCUUUGUGAGGUCACUGAAGGAUAUACGCUGUGAUAAUGGCUGCCCGGAGGGCGGGUUUGCUGAUGGCGAUGAUUAUGACCGCGCGCGGUGUGGAAUAAUGCGGGCCUAAUGCCGCGGAUUAAUGGCUCCCGCCACCUCUCGGCUGCCGCCGCGUGCCGACCUUCCCGGUCGAGCGACAAGACUCCCUCCCCACCCUCCCCCCGGUCAAGCAGGAAAUACGUGUUUUUCCAGACCCUCGGGCCUCGAGUAUUUCCCUUUUCUUACUGCAGAACAUUCUCUCCCGCGGUCAGCUGUCAGAGUGCUGAGCUGCGGGUGCUGUCACGGCGCCCCGCGCCUCUGGCUGGGGUAUUCAGGGCUGUGAGGAAUGAGCCUUUCCGGGUUUUAUCGGGGGGGAAAAGCACACCCCUCGCGUUGUGUUGUGUUGUGGGGAGGGAGAUGGGCGUGGGGCAUGUGUUUUUUUUGUUUUGUUUUUUUUUUGGAGGCCCCGGGCAGGCCCGGACGACUCUCCUGCCCCUCCUUUGUCUGGACACCGGGAAGAGGAGGGGGGGGGAAAGAAGGGAGGAGGGCGGAGUCGGGCCUGCCGGGGGCGGAGCCUUCGGCCGAGUAACUUGAGCUGGGCCGGGCCGGGCCCCGCUGGGGAAAGAGAGAGAGAGAGAGGGAGGGGGCGAGAGUGAGAGAGCGAGAGAGAGAGAGAGAGAGAGGGAGAGAGGUGCUUGCUUGUUUGCUCGCUCUCCAGCUCCACUCUGCUCAGCAGCUCAGGCGAGGAGAGCAGCACUAAUGAGAGAGAGAGAGCCAGAGGAGCGGUUGGGAAGGGGAACGGGACCGUACGCUACACCUGGCACCCCCCGCACAGCCAGCCUAUCACUGACCUGAACCGUGCGGUCGCCGGACCGGACCGGACCGUGACCGUGACCGGGCUCCGCUCGCGGGACCCGUGGGGCUGUUCGGCGGGAGGGACGUCGGCCGCGCUCUCCGCGAGGCGGGAGAGGCCAGGCGGGGGCUCCGGCGAUCUUCGCCUCCCCCCCUCCCCUCCCCUCCUCUUCUCUGGACCUCCUCCCCCGCCUCCUGCCAGGCUGUGGGAACCGGAGACCGAGUGGAACAUUCCUGGAUUACAGCGGACUGUGUUUUGGUAGCUGUUCUGCGCUCCUCCCUCGCUAACCCCCCCCCCCCCCCUUCCUUUCGCCCCUUCGCGCUCGCCGUUAGUUUGGUGUUUUUUUGUUCCUCGGUCUGUACUUUUUAAAGAGGGCUCUGGAUCCGCGAACGGGCCGGUGACUAAGUGAAUACCGAGGCUGUGGAACCGGAGGGUUCACCUUUUUUUCUGCGCGCGAGGGUUUUGGCUGCUACAGACCGGGGCUAGCGUGUCACUGCUCUGUCCCACCUGGGGGGGGCCCUCUCUCCGUGGGGGGGGCAGAGGCCGGCUCCGUGGGCCCCGGGUGGGGGGGAGCCGGCGGGGGGAGGGGAGGGGGGGGGCGCGGUUGGUUUCCAUGGAGAAGCGCGAGGAUGAGCGCGGCCUCCCCUCAUGACGGCGAGGGCUCGGCUGCCGCCCGCGUGCUCCUGGAAGCGGCUGCUGCAGGCCUUCACCUGCAUCGCGGCUCGAACCGCCGCCAAGAGUAAAGAGGGCCCUGUGUUUCCAGAGAAGAAGAAAGCCUUCAGUGGAAAUCUUAUGGACGAAGAAAUGAGUCGCCAGACCGCUGCAGCGCUCCCCACCGGAACCUCCAAGUGCGCCCCGUCCCAGCGCGUGCCGGCGCUCUCGGGCACCACGGCGUCCAACAGCGACCUGGCCAGCCUGUUCGAGUGCCCCGUCUGCUUCGACUAUGUGCUGCCGCCCAUCCUGCAGUGCCAGAGCGGCCACCUGGUCUGCAGCAACUGCCGGCCCAAGCUGACCUGCUGCCCCACCUGCCGCGGGCCGCUGGGCUCCAUCCGCAACCUGGCCAUGGAGAAGGUGGCCAACUCGGUGCUCUUCCCCUGCAAGUACGCCUCGUCGGGCUGCGAGGUGACGCUGCCGCACACGGAGAAGGCCGAGCACGAGGAGCUGUGCGAGUUCCGGCCCUACUCCUGCCCCUGCCCCGGGGCGUCCUGCAAGUGGCAGGGCUCGCUGGACGCCGUCAUGCCCCACCUGAUGCACCAGCACAAGUCCAUCACCACGCUGCAGGGCGAGGACAUCGUCUUCCUGGCCACGGACAUCAACCUGCCGGGCGCGGUGGACUGGGUGAUGAUGCAGUCCUGCUUCGGCUUCCACUUCAUGCUGGUGCUGGAGAAGCAGGAGAAGUACGACGGGCACCAGCAGUUCUUCGCCAUCGUGCAGCUCAUCGGCACGCGCAAGCAGGCCGAGAACUUCGCCUACCGCCUGGAGCUCAACGGCCACCGGCGGCGGCUCACCUGGGAGGCCACGCCGCGCUCCAUCCACGAGGGCAUCGCCACGGCCAUCAUGAACAGCGACUGCCUGGUGUUCGACACGUCCAUCGCCCAGCUCUUCGCCGAGAACGGCAACCUGGGCAUCAACGUCACCAUCUCCAUGUGCUGAGGGCGGGGCGGGAGGGCGGAGUUUGACUCGACUGACGGACAGACGGACGUGCGCCUACCGUACACACACACAGACACACACACGCACGCACGCGCGCUAAGGGGAUUACCUCGGGCUCUCAUCCGUUAAAAAAAAGUUGAAGAUCUCACCCAAGGAACUUUGUGUUUGUCCAGCGUAUCAAGCCGUUCGCCAGCUUCCUAGCGCAGAUUCUCUGCGCAAACCAGAUGGUCAGCUCCUGUCGCAGCCUACCAUCCUCUCAGUAUCCUUGUGCCAGGAGGCUCUUGUCGGUAACGGUCUGUAGUACAGUGUUUAUAAAUAUGCGUGGAGGCAUGCUCAGCGACACAACCGUCAUUGCACGAGGCAGAUGAUCGGACCGCAAUCUUUCCACGUUUCGGAGCGCGGGAGCUCGGACUACGGUUAGCCUUUUGAAUCUGCCCAGUUGCUCGCUUGGUACAUCCAGCAAACAGUUUCCUUGAGUUUAAUUUUCAAUAAAUUAAUUUCAACCUUCAGCUUGAAUAUAUAGCUGUGUGAAAUUAUUAUAGUACGGUUAAGCAUUUAUUGUUUAAUAUAAUUUUUUUUCCUGAGGAGACCGGAAGAUGCCCUCACGCACACGCAGAAUAGACACUUUGCGUGUGUGCGCAAGCGAGGAGGGGGGGGGGUUCCAGUUAAUUUUAUUAUUAUAGUAAUAUUAUUAUAAUAUUAGAAUAAAAUUGUUUUAGCUGGGAGGUGCUGGAGGAAUGACUGUAAACUGAGGGGGAGGGGAGGGGGAGGGGGGGGGUGGGGUUUCCUCAAAAAGAAAAAAAAGUUGCAUUUCAAAGUGAAACACUAACUUUUAUGAAAGUUCCGUUUAUUGUUUAUCGUUUUAUUUUUUUUUUCGAUUUAUUAUGGGUUGUUCUCUCGUGUCCCCGCCCCCCUGUGAGGUCCUGCAACUUGAAUUGAUUGGCGGCCGAGAUGAAGGGUCCUCUGGAGUCCCGACAAUUUCUGCUUAAACCACUCGAGACCUGCCCGAGAAUGGGGGCCAUUUACAUUGUAAUAUUAUUAUUACGAUUAUUAUUAUUAUUAUUAUUAUUCAAAUUGUAAUGAUUAUCUUUUUUUUUUUUUUUUUUUGUAAUGCAUUUUAAGAAAAAGGAAAAGUUGAAGCUGUUGUAAAGUUGUGGCUAAUCUUCAGUGUUUGUAGACUGUAACGUUCUUCACGCUGUCGUUCUGUGACCUUGGUUUUUUUUGUUUUGUUUUUGUUUUUUUCCCCCUACUUUCCAGUGUUUUUGUUUUUUCUCUCUCUCUCUUCUCCUCGUUUCGUCAGUUGGGUCUGCGUGAGCCGGGAGGAGGGCGGAGGGGCCAAGCACCUCCUAUGACUGGGUGCCGCUGGCCCCAGCCUCUCUCCCGCUCUCGCCCUCUCUGUACGGCUAGUCUCGUCGUUUUAGUUUUUGUUUCUUGUUCCUUUGUUUUUGUUUUAUUUUUUUGCCAUUAAAUAAAUCUAUCUUUUUCAUA